Microplitis demolitor is the source of this 3961-nucleotide messenger RNA. RefSeq names its product echinoderm microtubule-associated protein-like 2. Bases 398 to 3106 code for a protein of 902 amino acids. Gene Ontology annotation, cellular component: mitotic spindle. Lineage: Eukaryota; Metazoa; Arthropoda; Insecta; Hymenoptera; Braconidae. Gene Ontology annotation, molecular function: microtubule binding. Gene Ontology annotation, biological process: microtubule cytoskeleton organization. The record is from RefSeq and is a predicted model, not a curated record. The transcript has 14 exons.
CUGUUGGCCUCGCUUGAGAACAGUUGAUCUCUGUCGAUCUGAGUUCAUACACACAAUAAAAAUUACACACUAUAUACUACUCACUACAAACAGUAAUAUCAAUUUUAUAUAUUAAUAUAUAAUAUAUAACAUACACUAAUUUCCAUAAAAAUAUUUAAACACAGUGCGGACUACAAUUGAAUGCUGUCUUGCGGAAUUAGCAGUUCACAUGUCGCAAGUUUUUGAGUUUCGCAUAAAUAUUUCCUGUAUUUAAAUUAUCCAUCAAUUAAUUUAUCAAUCAAUUAACUGAUAGUUAUAUUUAUCAAGUGUCAGUUUAAAUUGUCUUCAAAAUAAUUCAAAUGCGGUCAGUUCUCCAAUAGCUUGCAGAUGAAUCGAAGAUGAUGAGCAUUAAAGAGCCAUGAGUAAAAAUCAAUCAAGGAUGAUGCAUGUAAACGGGCACAAUCAGAGCUCAUCUCAGGAAAUGGAUGAGAUGUUGGAAUGCGAGACAGGAUCUCUCCUUGGCAGAGUAGCAGACCUCGAGAGACAGUCCUUGGCACAAAGGGACGAGAUUGUCUGUCUCCGUGCAACUUUAGCAGACGCAUUACGACGUAUAACGCAGCUGGAGAACCGUGACAAGAGAGAUGACGAGAAACAUGAUAGAAAGAAUGAUAGAUUGUUGUCGUCGCCUUUGAGAAACGGUCAUAUAUCUUUGAGAGCGACACAAAAUUCUGUACAAAAGGAUGUGAUGAGAAACCGACAGACUAAUUCACCGUGCCUAAAAAAUUCAUCGUCUUCUGGAUCAAGUCAGGAUGUCAGAGAUUCAAAUGUUAAUUCUAGAAGACCUGCUAGUUAUACUGCACCUUCGCAACUGCCACAAAGACGAUCAGUCCACUACCAAUCAACAAAUUCAUUGCAUUCAGACAGUCCCAGUAGCAGCAGUGUCUCCCCUGUGCCAUCACCCAGCCCUAGAGCGACCCCAUUACCCACUGCCAGCAGGUCGCCUACCGCCCGAUCCAACGGACCUCCUCAAAGUAGUCUGAGACGCGCGAAACGUUGGUCAUCAACCGGAGACUUUAUUCACUCUCCCCAGUCGCCAAACAAUUCUCACCUAACCAGCUCCAGAUUAUCAACAUCAACCAAGUCACUGUUCAACCUGUUCAAGCCUCCGGUCCUGAACAACGUCAAGCAUGGUACCAGAGACAUGCAGUACAACGAGUCGGAAGGGACCGUGCGAAUGUAUUUGCGUGGAAGACCCAUAGUCCUCCAUGUUCCUACAUCCUAUGUUGAUAGUUACGACCUACACAAAGUUAACACACCACCGCAGAGUAAAUUGAAGCUGGACUGGGUCUAUGGAUACCGGGGAAAAGAUUGCCGCAGUAAUUUACACCUUUUGCCGACUGGUGAAAUUGUAUACUUUGUCGCAUCCGUGGUCGUCCUUUAUAAUAUGGAAGAACACUGCCAGAGGCACUAUUUAGGACAUACUGAUGAUGUUAAAUGUAUUGCCAUUCAUCCUAAUAAAUUAGUCGUCGCUACUGGACAAGUUGCCGGUACUGACAAACGGGAUGCGAUGCCUCACAUAAGAAUAUGGAACGCAGUAAGUCUUGCUACGCUGACUGUAAUUGGCGUUGGUGAAUUCGACGGAUCAAUUUGUUGCCUGUCAUUUUCAAAAGCUGACGGCGGGAGUUUUCUUUGUGCAAUUGACGAGACUUCUGAUCACAAUAUUUCUAUUUGGGAUUGGCAGAAGGGUGAACGCGGUACCAAAGUUACCGAGACGAAGUGCUCAGUGGACACGGUCGUGUGCGCAGAGUGGCAUCCGUUGGAACGCAACCAAAUAGUAUCCUGUGGCAAAGGACACGUAUCAUUCUGGUCACUUGACAAUGGCGGUAUGCUUUAUAAACGUAUGGGAGUUUUUGAGAGCCGGGAGAAGCCAAGAUACGUAACUUGUUUGGCGUUUAAUCAAAAUGGUGACGUUUUAACUGGAGAUAGUAAUGGAAAUGUAAUUAUAUGGGCGCGAGGGACAAAUACUAUUUCUACGUUGGUAAAAAGUUUACAUGAAGGAUCAAUAUUUUCAAUAUGUGUAUUGAAGAACGGAAAUAUUGUCACCGGAGGUGGUAAAGACGGUCGUAUUCUAUACUUGGAUAACUCCUUGCAACCAACAGGUGAAGGAGCACAAAUUGAAGAUCAUUUUGGCGGAAUAAGAACAGUGUCAGAAGGAAGGGGGUCGCAAUUAUUGAUCGGCACUACGAGAAAUUGUAUUCUAGUUGGAGACACGGAAAUAGGAUUCUGUCCAGCGAUGCUGGGUCACACUGAAGAGGUAUGGGGUCUUGCUGCACAUCCUACUUUGCCCCAAUUCGCGACCGCUGGACAUGACAGACUUCUCCAGAUGUGGGACAGUCUCAGUCAUUCGGUCGUUUGGAGCAAAGACAUAGGAGAGUUGGCUCAGAGCGUUUGUUUUUCUCCCGAUGGCAGUGUUAUGGUGGUAGGAUGUGUCUCUGGUAAAUGGCUGGUUAUUGACAGCGAGUCGAGGGAAUUUUAUACCCAUCAUUCAGAUGGUUCGGAGGCGCUUCAGGUUGCUAGAUAUUCACCCGAUGGUACUCUACUAGCUAUCGGCUCACGUGAUAAUUGUAUUUAUAUUUAUCAAAUAAAUGAGACGGCUAAAAAAUAUAACAGAGUCGGUAGAUGUAUGGGACAUUCAAGUUUUGUUACUCAUCUAGAUUGGUCUGUAGACAGUCAAUAUUUACGAAGUAAUAGUGGAGAUUAUGAAUUAUUAUAUUGGAAUCCUGGAGUAUGCAGACAAAUUCCACAAUCAUCAAAUUUAAAAGACAUUGAAUGGGCAACACAUACAUGCGUGAUAUCCUUUGAAACGAUAGGAAUCUGGCCAGAAGGUGCUGACGGUACGGACGUCAACAAUUGCAGCCGCAGUGGGGAGGGUAAAUUACUGGCAACUGGAGAUGACUUUGGUAAAGUCAGAUUAUUUUCUUAUCCGGCGUGUCAGCCAAAGUCACUUUCAUACACGUACGGCGGACACUCGAGUCAUGUAACAAACGUUACAUUCCUUCACGAUGACACACGUAUUGUAUCAAUAGGUGGAAACGAUACCAGUGUUCUUCAAUGGAUUGUUAAUUAAUAAAACAAAUAAACCGAUAACACACAAGUCGAAAAUAUUUCAAACCAACACAUUAAAUGCACAAUCAAAAUAUUGUUUUUAAAUAAACUCAGUAAUCCUUGGAAAGUUAUUUUAUAUAUUAUUAUAUUUAAAUAUAAAUAUAUAAUAAUAUAUGUAAUGAUACCGUCCAUACAAGAUAUGUCAAUUUUCACACGCGCGUGCUGCGAGACUUGUGUUGUUGAUUAUUUUUUUUAAAAACAAUAAUUACUAUCAAUAUAUAUAAAUAAAUAUAUAUAUAUUUUCAAUGAGAGUUAAUUAUAAUGUAAGAAGAAGUAUAUUUUUUUGGAAAGUCUUUAACUAAAUUAAUUUAAAUUUAAUAAAAUAGUGUACAAUAAUUUACUAUACUGUAAAAAAUUUCGGAGUACAUGCGAAGUCAAUUCGGAGCAAAUUGAUGUUUAUUUGCUUAAUCCUCGGAGUAAAAUUUACUCCCAAAGGGAUGAUCCUGGUUAGCAAACAAUUAACAAUUUUAGAAUUUCUUUUUUCAACAAUUUAAUUACAAAAAAAAAAAUCUAAAAAAAUGCACAUGCAGAAAAUUAAAAAAACUACAGACGCAUUUUUUUAAUAAUUUUUUGUUUAAAAAAAAAUAAAAAAUUAUUUGACCUCGAUUAACUUCAGUAUCAUCCAGAGGGAGUUUAUUUGAAAAUUAAAACUCUGAAUCAGAGAAAUAAAACCCAGUUAACUCCAACAUUACUCCACUAAAAAGAAACUCCGUACGCGGUUUUUUUUGUACUCCGAAAUGAGUGAAUUCGAAUUCAAAUAAAAUCCGAAGUCACUCCGAAUUUUAAAAUGCAAUAUUUAGUUAUUGUUUCUGUUAAA